AUGCAACCCUUUGUCGACAAAACAAAGACCAUGGAUCUAUCGAGCGAAGAUACCGAAUGUGAUGAACCGGGAGUUUGCGAUCGGGCUGCUGUGAAGAAAGACCUGUUUUUCAUCGCAAUAUAUGAGCGCUCAUGUCUCAAUCAAGCAAUAUCUUCGGCGCAAGGUGUAUGGAAGUUCAACGCCCUAAUAGUACAUAUCGGUCCAUCGAACCUUUAUGGACAGAUGUACGUGGCUAGAGAUCUGACUCUUAGGUGA
This is a messenger RNA of Botrytis fragariae, 255 nucleotides long. RefSeq names its product putative ent-kaurene synthase protein. The record is from RefSeq and is a predicted model, not a curated record. The coding region runs from base 1 to 255 and encodes 84 amino acids. Lineage: Eukaryota; Fungi; Ascomycota; Leotiomycetes; Helotiales; Sclerotiniaceae. The transcript is spliced from 3 exons.